GAGAGCUAUAUGCUAAAGUAGUACACAGCAGUGGCACUGGCUUAUCUCUGUGUAUUUUCUAUCUGACACACAGGAACUAUAAGCCCACCUAUACUUUCUGACAACAACCGCAGCAGUAUCGCCUGGAUAAAUUACUGUCAAGCAUGGCUGUGUUUGAGAACUGCUCCAUGCUUUUUGAGCUGAAAACUUUGCCCUUCAAGGAGAAGACUAAGCUGAAAUCAGCAGUAACAGAAAAUGGAGGCAACAUUUCCUUUGUGGUCAAUAAACAGUGCUCUCUGAUAGUGACCAGUAAUGUGUCCAACCUGAGCUCCAACAGGCUGCGUAGCAUUCAAAAAUACCAAACGCCUGUGGUCGGGGUGGAUUAUGUGUACAGUUGUCUGGAGAGAGGUGUUCUUCUGCCUGUGGAUGAAUACAAGCUGGAUACUUCCUCUGCCUUUUCACUUCCUCUUACUUUCUCCUCGAUAAUGCAAAGUCCACUCUCGCAUCAAGUACCAACGAGCAAAGCAGUUGCUGAGCUGUCCAAAGGCCCAGCCAAACCUGUGGACUCUGUCCGCCUAAAUCAGAAGGCAAGGUCUCCAGAGAGGAGUGGAAACAUCCUGGAAAUGUUCAGAAUUUAUACUGAAACUGAUUUUGAUCUUCCAACGUAUCCGGAACAUUUUCAAGUGGCGAAGUAUUCAAUCUUUGAAAAGAUAAACAGCAAGACUUGGUGUGUGCUGGAGCUGCAGUGUUACAAAGGAGAGAAAGGAUGGCAGUACCGUGUGGUCAGGUACUGGAAGGACGAUAUAGGAGCCAAGAAGGCGGCGGUGAGGGAUAUGCUGGUGUUUCUGUCCACCUCAGAGGAAGCUCUGGAGGUGUACAAGGCCCUGAGAGAGAGACUGCAGGCUACUGGUCUGCAGCUGAGGAACAACACGCCUCCGCAGGCUGGGGACCUGGGCUCAGCCCCCCUCCAACAGCUGCUGCUGGAGGAAAAGCUGAACACAGGAAGCUUAUCACAGGAAGUGGGCGUAUUUGUGGAGCUGCUGUGGACUGAGGCCCUGGGCUGCCUUAGCAACAUCCUCAGAGUUCCGAUCGAUAAGCUCAGCCUCAACGAUGUGAGCAGGGCGGAGGGCUUGUUGCUUCAGGCUCAGAGGAAGCGGAGAGAGGGAAAUACUGAUGAGGUGGUGUCCCUCCUCGGUGAGGUUUACACCCUGCUGCCGCACAUACAGCCACUGGUUUACCACUUGUCUCCCACUGCCAAGUUCAUCUCUCAGAAACUAGACCUCUGUCAGUUAAUCAAAGAUGUUCUGAAUGUGAGCGAGAUGACUCUAAGAAGCCCCACGCCGUCUUGUCUGGGGAAGUACCGCGCUCUGAGGUGCAGCAUUGAGACUGUUCCCCCCGGCACCGCCGAGUUUCAGGCUGUGACCGCUCUGCUGCAGGACAGGAAGGUGCAGGUCCAGCGGGUUCUGUCUGUCAGCAGAGGGGUGGAGCUACAGACGUUUAAGAGUGAUAUCGGGAACAUUAAGCCCCUCCUCCAUUCCUCCAGCCCCAGCAACUUUGUAGGACUGCUGUCUCGUGGUCUGCUGCUGCCCCGUGUUGGAGUGGAGCAUCAUGGGAUAGAGAGAACAGAUGUUGGUAAUUUGGGAAGUGGAAUCUACUUCAGUGAUGCCAUGAGCACCAGUUUGAAAUACUCCAAGCCCAGUGAGACAGACGGCUCUCGGCUGCUGUUGGUGUGUGAUGUGGCGUUGGGACGAUGCGAGCGGGUACACAAGAGAGACCUCACACUGACCCAGGCUCCUGAGGGCCACCACAGCGUGCACGGGGUCCGCCGCACCCCUAACACUCCCUCUGAGUUUGAGGACGACGAGUACGUGGUUUACAGUCCUGAUCAGGUGAAACUGAAGUAUGUGGUUCAGUUCAGCGUCGAGGGAGAACAACUGAAGGAGUUCAGUCCUGCCAUCAACACCUCAGCUGAGCUGGGUGUGCCCUCUUUAGACCAGCAAGAAACAGCUCCAGAGUGUGUCUUGGACGAUGAGGGGUUUGAAACCAUCAAAAACCCACUGGCGGAUGUGACAGCUGGACUGUUGGACAGUUCUGGUCAGCAGCUCCCUCUGCAGGCCGUCCACGUGAAGUGCAAGCUGAUGGAUCUGCUUUCUCAGGUCAUCAUUUUCCAGAAAUACACCAACCUGAGCGCUGUGCCCAUUGAGGCAAAGUAUGUCUUCCCGUUGGAUGAUUCUGCAGCAGUGUGUGGAUUUGAAGCUUUCAUCAAUGGGAAACAUGUGGUGGGACAGGUGAAGGAGAAAGAGCAGGCUCGCAAGGAGUACAAGCAGGCUAUUGAAAGAGGCCAUGGAGCCUACCUCAUGGACCAGGACGCCCCCGAUGUAUUUACCAUCAGUGUUGGCAAUCUUCCGCCCGGUGCGACUGUCCUCAUUAAAGUUACAUUUGUGUCUGAGCUGAUCGUCCGGGACGGGAGCAUUCUCUUCUCCCUGCCUGGGAGUGUGGCUCCGUGGCAGGAGAGUGCAGCGCUCAACCAGACCACACAAGUCACUGUGGAGAAGGUGUGUGUGACUGAUGAGGCAAGAGAGUUCACUCUGGACAUGUCAGUUGAGAUGCCGCAUGAGAUCACCAACCUACAGUGCAUCACUCACAAAGUCAAGAUCAAGAGAACCGACUGUAAGGCGGUGGUGAGCGUGCUGCCAGGAGAGGUCAUGGGUCAGGAAGGUUUCCAGCUGUCAGUCACUCUGUCUGAGGUCCACCUGCCCAGGAUGUGGGUGGAGAAACACCCUGACAAGGACAGUCAGGCCAGCAUGUUAGUUUUCUAUCCAGACUUUGAAGACCACUCCAGUUCAGCGUCCGAUGAAGUCAUCCUCUUGCUGGACACGUCCGAGUCCAUGAAGGAAGAGUCUCUCCGCAUGGCCCAGAAACUCGCCAUGCAGGUCCUCAAAACCCUCGACCACAACCUCAGGCUCAAUGUCAUUUUCUUUGGCACAGAUCACACAGAAGCUUUCCUGGCAGCACAGCCGUAUGCUAAAGCCCGUCCAGCAGCCGAGAGCUUCAUCAAGCGCUCCAGCCCAGUCGGGGGCAGCACUGAGCUGUGGCGGCCUCUGCGAGCUCUCAGCCUGCUGCCUCCAUCCCGCGGCGUCAGGAACCUGCUGCUGCUGUCGGACGGCCACAUCCAGAACGCGGAGCUCACCUUGCAACUGCUCAGAGACAACGCUCAGCACAGCCGCCUCUUCACCUGCGGUCUCAGCCCGACAGCCAAUCGGCACAUGCUGAGAGCCCUGGCCAGGGCAGGGGGUGGAGCCUACGAAUUCUUCGACACAAAAACCAAACACAAUUGGGCAGAGAAGGUGGCGUGUCAGGUGAAGCGUAUGUCGUCUCCUGGCUGCAGUUCAGUGUCAGUAAAGUGGCAGCAGUUCAACCCAACAGCGGCCCCUCCUGUGCAAGCCCCCAAGCAGCUCAAUGCUCUGUUCAAUGACUGCCACACCCUGGUUUACGGCUUUGUUCCACACUGCACUCAGGCCACCCUCCUUGGAAACCUGAGCGGUCAGGAACUCAAAACCAUGGUGUCGACCAGUGAGCUGCAGAAGACCAGGGGCACGUUUCUUCACAAGCUCACAGCAAGGGCCCUCAUCAGGGAUUACGAAGACGGAAGCCUGGAUACCAAUGAAGCUGAACAUGAGGGGAAGAAAGCGGAGUUGAAGCGCUUCAUCAUCGACUUAAGCAAGGAGUUCUCCAUCCUGUCUCAGUUCACCAGCUUUGUGGCCAUCGAGGAAAGGGACUCCGAACAAACAGAGGAGGGCUUCACGGACAUCCCCAAGUUAAUCGAAGAUGAAGAUGUGGACUUCCUCCCCUACAUCAGCUGGAUUUCUCCUCAGGAUAGUAAAGAGGAUCAGUCAGCGGAUGAUAUGUCUUCGGAGAGGGAAGAAGGUUCAGAGAUGGAUGAGGAAGAGGAUGAGUGCUAUGAUGAUGUUAUGAUGUACCAUGGAGAGGAUGAUAAUGGUAUUCAUUGGGUUAGAAGUUGCUUCGAGUCAGAAGCUGUGUAUGAAGAAUAUUCAGAUGAAGUGAUGACGGAUGGACAUUGUCUGACAGAGGAAGUAAAGGCUCCACGUUAUGCAGCCGAGGCCACCCUCCUUGGAAACCUGAGCGGUCAGAAACUCAAAACCAUGGUGUCGACCAGUGAGCUGCAGAAGACCAGGGGCACGCAUGUCCCGAGCAUGAGACUCAUGAGAAUGAGCUCCAGAGAAGUGUGUCCCCAAAUUUUAAGUAGGCAACCCCUACCGAGAGCCUGUAUGGUCCCUCCCCCUCCUCCUCCUCCUCCACCCACUGCUUCACGUAUGCAAACCCUUGGUCAGUCAGCCCUCUCAUUUGAUCGUCUUCCUGGUCUUCUUCCUGACCUGUCUUGCUCCUACGAUGCCAUGCCAGUUUUUGGCAGUGAGUCACUGGGUGAACCGAUUUCAGGCAGCUCCGGGAUACAACAUGUCAGUCAACCACAGUCAGCGAUGUCCAGUCCAUCCUUUGCACCUGAAAUCCCCACGCUCUUUGGCAGCAUGAGACAUACCACAUCCUCUAACUCAAUGGAAAUGUCUUCUACUGCACAUUCUUCUGCAUUUUCUUCAGCAGUGCGGAUUGUAACUCAACAACAACAACAACAACAACAACAACAACAACAACAACAGUCAGGUUUUGGUUUCAGUAACUCGUGCCUUUUGCCUCAAGUCAAAUCUUUUGGAAGGAGUCUUCCCGUAACACACAGACAGACAACAGCAUAUUUUAGUGGUUUUGCAGCUCGACAACAGUCAAGUUUUGGUCCCAGUGACUCUCUGUCUGAAGACCAACUCAUUGAACAGGAAUUUGGUAUUAUAUCUGUUGAACCACAAAAUCGAGCACGUAUACGUUCUGAGAAGAAACUGAGAAGAGAAAUAAACUCAAUGCCGGAAGCAGACGUUCUACCAUUACGUGCACCUGAUGGAGAUGUACCUCAGGCUCUUUUAUGGAAGGGAUUGCAACCUCGCACUCGAAAGUGCAGUAGGCGCCGUCCUCUGCGUUUAUCAGUUCAUGAACCGCUCGAGGACAAGUCAGCAGAUCCUGAAGGGCUGCAGCUCAGAUGGACAAAGAUCUUCCAGAUGCAGCAUUGGGAGGGCUACUGGGAGUUAACCACAGAACUGGGUGAGCUCCUGAAUGUCAAUGCAGACCUCUUUGCCAACGUCUUCCUGAAGAACAAGGGCAUCCGGUCUCUAGGUGUGAGGGCCCAUGAAGACAUCCUGAGGCUGGUGGCGACUCUUCUGGUUCUGCAGCUGAUGAGGGUGGAGAAGCUGAAGGAGGGCGAACUGCUCCGCACUCUCUUCUGCCUGGACGACUCCCCUCAGCCAAGGCCCGAGUGGUGGGAAGAGGUGAAGAAGGCGGUGGACUGGGUUUGCUGGGCUGACCGGCAGUACCCGUGUAUCUACAGCCGGCUGGAGUUUGGUCUGAGCUGGGAGACCUCCACCCGUCAGCUGCUGGGUUUCGAGGGCCUCCCUCCCUUCUCACCUCUCAGUGGUCUGAACCUGCAGAGGACUGUUGGGCAUCUAAUGGUCCACUGAGCACGCCAACAUAACUGAGGGAGCAUGAAGAGAAGAUAGUGUGAGAGAAAUUUAUAACGCUUUUUCGUUUUUGAGGGAAUCUUUUUGUUUUGGGGCUUUCAUGGCCUUUAUUGACAGGACAGCUUGAAGACAGGAAAGGGGAGGGAGUGUGGGGUGGACACAUGCGGCUGUGGGUCAGAUUCAAACCCACAGCCACUGCCAAGGACUCAGCCUACAUGGGGCGCACACUCUACUGGGUGAGCUAGAGGUCGCCCCGGGAUUAGAUUAUCUUUGUGAUUUAUUUCUUACAUAUGCAUGAUUUAUACUCACUGUAUACACUUAAAUAACCAGAUACUGUUGAUUUCUGCAGUAAUCUGAUUUCUUUAAACUUCACAAAUACAAGAAAUGCAGUUUCUUUAAUCGGUGUAGGGGUUUUGAGAUUUAGAUUUCUCCUGGUUAAUUUCUUAAAUAUACUGAUAUACUAAUAACUGGGUUUCUAACUGCUUUCUACAUGUACGCAUGUCAAUGACAAAGCCUUCAGACAGGGAAAUUAUCACUGUGACAGCAAGGCAACAGGAUAAACGGAAAGGUCAUGAAGAGUAGCAUGGCAUUUGCGUGUUCAGAAUAUUCCCAUCCAAAAUUACACUAAAACUGAAACUACUGUAAUACAACAGCAACUAGAAGUGCAGUUUCCUCUGAGUGUUAAAUUAGACACAGCUGUCUUCCCACUGACACAAACACACACACACACACACACACAGAUACAUACAUAGAAAAAAUCAGGAAGCAGUGCCUUGUAUCAAUACUGCAGUGAAAGUAAUUUAGUGAUAUUUCCGAAUAAGGUCAGAGAAGUGGAGAAAUGUGAUGACUGACCUGCUGCAUAUGUAACCUGGUGUCUGUAACCUUGUUACUUGAGUGCAUCUGAAUCUUUUGUGUGUUUUAUAAAAGUACUGUACCAAAUAACCUGCCUUGUCUUACAUAUACAACUGCCUUACAGCACCUUUGAUUACUUUAUUGUAGGAUAGAAGUUCAAACAGAAGAAAAUAUAAACACACUUACAAGGAGUAAAUGUAUACUGUAUUUACACAUCAUGCUGAAUCCACACAAUAGCUCUCUGAAGCUAAGUUUCCGCUUGUUAGAGCUAGUUGUGUUAGCCUGAAGCAACUGUAAAUGACUUACAGCUAGUAUCCUUGUGCUAUCAAUUAGGAUAUAACACAAUGGCAGGUAUUUUAUCACAUAAUGUUGUUAUUUUGUGGUGGCCAUUCUGAAAUUGGCUGCCCACAACUUGGUAUAGACAUACGUUAAGAAAAAAAAAAUGAAUCAAGAUAAAUACCUAAAACAUACUGUGCAUGCACAUGUGCUGACCUGA
Sander lucioperca (pikeperch) is the source of this 6906-nucleotide messenger RNA. It is a transcript of the gene parp4, whose product is annotated as poly (ADP-ribose) polymerase family, member 4. Gene Ontology annotation, molecular function: NAD+ poly-ADP-ribosyltransferase activity. The transcript is spliced from 39 exons. The record is from RefSeq and is a predicted model, not a curated record. Lineage: Eukaryota; Metazoa; Chordata; Actinopteri; Perciformes; Percidae. The coding region runs from base 144 to 5558 and encodes 1804 amino acids.